AAGAGAGAUUUCCAGGAAAGGAAGAAAGUCAGACAGCUCUCCCCACUCCUCUCCCACCUUUACCAUGAAAAUACCAUUGGGAUUAAACUCUAUGCGAAGAUGAGAGGCAUGGAAGAGACAUUAGGAGAAACUGUUUCUCACGUCAGGAACAGGAGGAAGCACAAAGCCUAUCCAAGAACACUGGAAACGACAGAUUACACACACAGAACGAGCCAGUCCAUCAGAAGAAGAGCGCCCAGCCAGGGAGCCAAGCGGGAAAGGGCAGUCUUGUAGGCCCACCCAGUAACGCCCUUUCAGCCCCGUCCAGGAUGAGGUGGGAGUGCUUGGACCCUUGGACACACCCCACGUCACCUGACCCUGGGAGUACGUGUGCCCUUUGGUAGAGAAAUGCACAAGGCCCAAAGCCUCACGCUUGUGGCACCUCUUGGCUUUGUGUCUCAAAGGGCAGUCUUGCCUCACCUUCUACUGCAGGUGGAUGGGGGCUGUCCAUGCAGGCGACUGUCCCUGCCCGACUCCUCCACUUUCUCAGGAGAAAUUGGGACCCAGAAAACCCCUGGGUCUCUUGCUGCAAGGGUGACCAAUUUUGAAGUCAUUGCCGCCCCAAAUCUUUUGGAAGCUUGGAUGAAAAAAGUCUUCUAUCCCCAAUUUUCUGAAGAAAAUCUGAAAUUGGUCUUCAUCUCUGCACUAAUUUGGCACCUCUUAGCAGUACCCUGGGAUAGCGCCCCCUGUAUUAACCACCCCCUUCCGGCACACCCUGGGAUUGCUUUUAGUCAAGUCUUUCAGGAGAUGAAAUCAGCCUCCAUUGAGAAGCAACGUAAGGAACCACUUUGCAAAACUUGUCACUGGCUGUGUUUAGCGUAGGGAUGGUGUUCCAUUUCAGCCAUGAUGUCCUAUGGGAAUUCAGAGGCCAUGUUUCUCUUUAGUCUCAGAAAUAUAAUCAUUGUUAUUGAUAGGCACUCAAUGUUUUAUGUGGAAGAAUUUGUCACUUCAUUUGGUUGCUUAAAAGCAUAGAACCACUGGCAUAUAUUUUCCGCAUCAACCUGGAUUUAGAAUCUUUUUUUUCAUUUCUCUUGGCCUUAUCUUUUCAUUUCUUGUUUUCAGUUGGUUUUAUCCUGCUAAGGUAUAUGUAUCCUUACAAGCUGCCCUAAAUCUUUCGGUGAACAAAACCAGAGGUAAAUAACUAAGGUAUCCACAAGCUGUAUGUUCUACUGACCUAAUAAUAUCAUGAUGGUGAUCUGGCUUUCCACAGAGAAUUUUCUAAAAGGAGAUAAUAUACUCAUCAGAGAGCUCAAGGAUCCCAACUGGCAGAUUGAGUUCUCAGUGCACAUUAAAAAAUUGACACUUCCGUUCAUGUUAAGAGUCUCUUAUGGGCAAAGUGACUGUGUGUCCCUCUCUGAGGAAGCCUUCUGCACACUAGACGUAUUAAUCCACUUCCACUCCCUUGAUCAUGGCAAACUCUUUCCUACCUCAGGGACUUUGUACAUGUAAAUUUCCUCUGCUUGAAAUGUCCUUCCUCCUUCUCUCACUGCACCCCUUUUUCUCAUAGUAGAGCAGUAGCAGCACAUUAGAAUCCUCAAGGUGUGUGUGUGUGUGUGUGUGUGUGUGUGUGUGUGUGUGUAUGUGUCUUAUUAGUACUCGGGCUCCAAAUAAGACAAAUUAGACUCGAAUCUGCAGGGAUGCAGCCUAGGUAUUAGUAUUUUUAAAAAAGCUUCUCAGAUGAUUUUGAUUUGUAACCAGGACUGAGAAUCAUGGCUGUAGGUCUUAAAUGUGGAGCUUAAAUGUUAGCUUCUCCAAGAGGCCCUCCUUGAGCACCUCUAGGACACAGAUCUUGUCUUGCUCUCCAGCUCAGUUUCUUCCCUGAUCCCUUUGUAAUAAUCACCUCAAUCUGUAUGUAUUGCAUUUAUUUGAAUGCUUUUGUUUGUCCCUCACCCCCCACCCAUCAAUUAAGACAUAGGUGCUGUGAGGACAGAAAAUGUAUCUGUCUUGGUCUUUGUGCUUUUCUUCGGUGUACAGUGUCAGGUGCAUAACAGGAUUCUGAGUCUACAAUGAUAAGGAAGGCCCUAAAAUAAUACUACUGAUUUGUGGGGCCUCCUGGAAGCCAGUGAGGCCCCCAGAAUAUUAUGACAGAAUCUAUAUCAAUGCUCAGUGGCUAUUUUAAUUGGCAAAAUGGUUGUACACACUUUCCUCUUACCUGACCCCCGUGUCCUAGGACUUUUUCAAGUGGGAUCUGUUAAUAAAUCUUGAUUCGGAGCAUCUCCUUUAUGUUCGUGUUCUUCUCCUUCAUUUUAUUUUGACCAUUGUGAGUGAGGGAUUCCAACUUGUUCGUCUUUGCGUUUCCACCCUACUCCAGCGCCCGACACUGAAUCUUACACAUAGAGGGGCCCAUAAAUAUUUGUUGACUUGAAUGGAGUUGACUUUGUCUUCUUUAUGGCAUGUAGAUAUUUUGACCAAGAUUUCACCCUGGGCAGUAACAUUUAUGAUUAUCCAGAGAUUUGAGGCGUGGGGGACUGUGAGCACAUCAUGAAAGCUAAAUUUGCUCGUCUAGGCAAUUGCACCAUCAUGUCAAUGCAGAUGGUCUCUACACCUGGAUUACACAGAAGGACAAAACAAGUAAAUUUGUGUUUGGAGGCAAAUAAUGAAACUGUGAGGAGUCUGAAAACAACUCAGUCACCUACCUCAUAACACAGGUGCUGGUCCAAAAAAGGAUGAAUUCAUGGUGGGGCUGCUUGAGCUUUCGCUCUGACUGAAUCAGUUCUUUCUAAAUUAUUAUUUGAUAGUUAUUAAUAAAUCAAAGCAAACCAUCCACCUACUGUUUUCCCUCCAUAGUUAAUAUGUUCACCAAGCUGACGUCUAUGUUCUAAGGUACUUUUUUCCUAAGCUUAAAUGAUCUAAGACCAGUUACAGGAGUGGACAUUUUUUUUUCUUUCUUCUGCUUUAUUUCACUUCCUUAAGGAAUCAUCUUGGUUUGUCACUUUUCCUUCCCUCAGUUUUAUGUAGGUGAUGUGUUGAUGGGAAAUGGAGAGACCUCUUACCUGGGAAAGUAUUCAUAUUGUCAUGGAGAGAAAUGCACGUGCGCACACACACACACACACACACACACACACACACACACUCAUAAACCCACACAGAUGAAAUCCCCUCUUCAGAGAAGCCAGCCAGCUACAGGAAAUUGACUUAUGCACAGGAACUUGCUAAUCUCUAUUGUCACAUUCGGAUUGUUCCUGCCACCUCAGUCACCGCGCACACUAAACCCAACCAUCUUGGGUUGAAUUCUCUACCAGCUCCCUCUGAUAUUUUUGGUUCUUCCAAUGUGAAUCAGUUAUAUUCUUGAGGAGGAAGGAAAAGUUGAUCCCAGAGGAAAUUAGAACAGCGCUCGGGAAGCUUUUGCAUUUACUUACCUGCAUCAAACAAAUUAACUUCCGGAGUCAGUCAUUUUGGUGUCAAGAAAUUUCUUCGGCAUUCUACAACAGGUGACCUGGAGGCUGUUCAUCUGUAGGUGAACAUCUGAGACCCAUUAAUCCAGAACUCUUCUACCGGGGCCCCAGGCACCAAGAUGUUCCCGAAGUGGCUGGGGUCCGUUAGAAACUGAAGCUGCUGUCGGCUGCCUUCCCCAGUCGUAGAGAAGUCGAGAGAGAGCUGUGUGAAGGCGCCGCUGCAUUCACAUAUCAGUUGAAGACUAGCCGUUGGAGGUCUUCAAUGUAGAUUGUGAGUCUCCCUCGGAUGGACGGGGAGAAUUGCUGUGAGGGGUCUUGAUAAACCCUAUCUGGUGUUCAUUCCCUGUGUUGAAUGGCAUUUGCUUCAGCAGCCCACUGAGGGCCCUUUUACCUGGGAUUCUGAGCUUGUGACCCGGAAUCCAGGCUGGGAAGAUGCUGAGUUCCAUCAAGUGUGUGUUGGUGGGAGAUUCUGCUGUGGGGAAAACCUCUCUGCUGGUGCGCUUCACUUCAGAGACCUUCCCGGAGGCCUACAAGCCCACGGUGUACGAGAACACAGGUGUGGAUGUCUUCAUGGACGGUGUCCAGAUCAGCCUGGGCCUCUGGGACACGGCGGGCAAUGAUGCCUUCAGGAGCAUCCGCCCCCUGUCCUACCAGCAGGCGGAUGUGGUGCUGAUGUGCUAUUCUGUAGCCAACCAUAACUCUUUCCUCAACCUGAAGAACAAAUGGAUUGGUGAGAUCAGGAGCAACCUGCCCUGCACACCUGUGCUGGUGGUGGCCACUCAGACUGACCAGCGGGAGAUGGGGCCCCACAGGGCCUCCUGCGUCAACGCCAUAGAGGGAAAGAAACUGGCCCAGGAAGUAAGAGCAAAGGGCUACCUGGAGUGCUCAGCCCUUAGCAACCGAGGGGUUCAGCAGGUAUUUGAGUGUGCCGUCCGAACUGCCGUCAACCAAGCCAGGAGACGCAACAGAAGGAGGUUCUUCUCCAUUAAUGAGUGCAAGAUUUUCUAACUUCCCGGAGACUUCACCCACACUCAUUUACUCACCGCAAAGGCUAAAGGGACAGGGAGAGCAGACAAGCCGGCAAGGACUGAUGCUCUUUCUAGAUAUAUCCUGCACAGCACUUCCUUUCGGAUACAGUUGUUGACAAGACUUGGUCGCUGGCUGUUUUUAUGAAAUACACUCUAGAAAUGAACCUCUUGCCCAGUCCAAAUAGAAGGUACUAUAAUGAAGACUCCAUCUUCGAUUAAAAAACCAAAAUAGUCUCCAUACUUUUGGACAAUGAAGUGAGUUUUUCAAAGAAUUCCAUAUUUAAAGAUACAUUUUAUUUAAUAAUAGUAAAAUGUAUAGCUCUUGUACAUAAUUAGUUUUUACAUUUGGAAAGUUUCUCUACGUGCUCCCUUACACACACUGUAACCCUAUGGGGCUCUGCCAAAGGUCUGUAAUGUUUUCACCUGAAGUAGUAAUUUUCUUGACACCACUUGCCUGCUGGGUAUUAACAGGUAAUCAAAUUUUAAAACGACCACAGCCUGAUCCUUGCAAUUAAUUUCCCACCCACCUGUUAUUCAGCGUUGUACAUAAAAUAUAGUUCAAUAACAUAAGAAUCUUCAAUGCUGUCUAAUUAAAAAUUAACAUUUUAAAUAGCUGUCACUGGAUUUCUCUGUAAUUAUAUAAAAAACCAUUUCUUAUUUAUGAUACUACCUUUCACCCAAAGAACUCCAGUUAUGCACUAAGCAUUCCUCUCUCAUUUGCCAAAAUAGAUGGAAGGAAAACCUUCCAGGUAGGGAGUCAGACUGCUCACCUGGAGCAGAAGUGAGGAAAUCUCACUUUCAUUUCAGGAACUGGUGCCUGCUUCUUCCAACACCAUGAUUCCCAGCUGGCUGUAGGUCUUGGGAAGAACAACAGGCCCAAAUUUCCUUGUGACGGUAAUUUAGUAAAUUUGCUAUUUGAGUGCUAACCUGAGCUGGCAUGGCAACAUCAUGUAUUAAUUUUAGGAUCCAAUCCAAGUAAUUGGGAAGGUGUUGACCUAUACGUGUGUACCUGUGUAAGGGGGAAAUGGUGGGACUUAUAAGUUUCACUAUUUCAUGAAUAUGAAGCACCUGUGUGAAAAAAAUCGUAGAAUCCAAGCAUAGGGAACAGGCACACUGCACUGCAAUUGCUAGGAAGAUAAAAAGUUAUCCAGGGAAAUACUGAAUACAGGAGGAUACAUCCCCACCCCAACCCCACUCCCUAGUCUACCUACUUAGAUGCCGGCUCAGUCAUCACAACCUGAUCCUAACCUGAGCUGAUCAGGACCUGAGCUAAAAUCAAGAGUCAGAUACUUAACCGACUGAGCCACCCAGGCGCCCCCAACAUACAAACAGUUUUAAGUCACUCAUGCAGGUUUUCUUUCAGGGCCAGUCUUUAGGGUGGAGGGAUAUUUAACAUGUUAGCAAGAAUGAAUUUCGACUCCCUAAAUUGGCUGUCCCCAGGCUUUUCAUUUUUUUCUUGUUGAAGUGGGGGCUGUGCUUGUCUGACAAUUGGAGGGUCCAGGAACCUGAUGCUAAGUGAGGGAAGAGGAGGUGAUUCCAUGGUGGAAGGGGAGGAAGAAGGGAGAGCCAGAGAGGGCAGAGUCAGAUGGCUUUGCCUCCACUGGGCACAUGCACAGAUACGCCCUCUGCCUGUUGGCAGGAACCAAGCUCAAAGGCUCCCCCUGGGUACGCUCACACCUGGGAACAGGAACCCAUGUCUAAGCCCUCCCUAGGGUCUUGGCAGAACUUGAGGCCCAUUACUGUCUGUCUCCCCUGCUAGACUGUGAGUUCUCGAAGGCAGGGGAACUACUCUGCAUCUUAGUGUCCCCGGGGCCCUGCAUAGGGAAGGAGCCAUCUCUAAACAAAGUUGUGCUGAGUUGACUUGGAAAGAGAGACGGGACUUGGUUGCUAUGGUGCGAGAUGGUUAUUAGACGGAAGCAGACCCUUGCUAACCUGAGGGGUAAGAAGUGAAAACAGGUCAUUUUGUUGGAAUCCAUGCAGUGCAUGCUCUACGCGUGUAUAUAUUUGUUUGCCUGCCUAGAUUCAGGCAUAUGUUUCUUGCACUUCAAAACUCAUCGUACCGUUUUGUAGACUGUACCAUUUUGUAGACUGUUGGAUGUUGAUGCUUAGCUAUUCUAAGCUGGCAAUGUUAAGUAUGCUCUUGUUUAUAUUAAAGACUUGGUUUGAAUGCUCAAGUAAUUCAUCCCAUUCAGUUUUACUUAAUACUGACUAUCUGAAUGGGGCAGCAGAAGCUAGUGCAAUGAACUUAGGCUGGGCAGUGAGAAAGCCCAAAGCAUCCUCAUGGUUAAAGUUCACUGAUUGCCCAGAUGUCCAGGCACCAUGCUAAGCACUUGGGUGUGCAUUAUCUUACCACACGGUGUGUGUUGGUGUCGGCACUAGUACGUACCAUCUUGCAUGAGGAAACAGGCUCGGCAUGCUGAUACGACAGAUCUAAGGCCAGACAGCAGGUGAGUGCCGGCGCCAGGAGUCUUGAGCAGGUCUGUAUGACUCCAAAGCUCUGCUCAAAACCACUGUGCCCCACUUCCUCUCAGAGCAGCCUAAUUGUAUGUAGGGUUUUGCCACAUCCGAUCUCAUGCAGCCUCGUAGACCCCACCCCACCAGUCAAGUGGCUUAUAUUUUAAAAAUUCUUUUUAAUAAAAUAUUCCAAUCUGA
Molecule: messenger RNA, 7114 nt
Organism: Suricata suricatta (meerkat)
Lineage: Eukaryota; Metazoa; Chordata; Mammalia; Carnivora; Herpestidae
Gene: RHOH
Product: ras homolog family member H
Exons: 4
Coding region: 3867-4442 (191 amino acids)
Biological process (GO): small GTPase-mediated signal transduction
Molecular function (GO): GTP binding; GTPase activity
Source: RefSeq, a predicted model, not a curated record